Etheostoma spectabile (orangethroat darter) is the source of this 3255-nucleotide messenger RNA. RefSeq names its product whirlin. Gene Ontology annotation, cellular component: photoreceptor inner segment; stereocilia ankle link complex; stereocilium tip. NCBI's taxonomy places the organism in Eukaryota, Metazoa, Chordata, Actinopteri, Perciformes, Percidae. The record is from RefSeq and is a predicted model, not a curated record. Gene Ontology annotation, biological process: auditory receptor cell stereocilium organization; sensory perception of sound. Gene Ontology annotation, molecular function: protein binding.
CACGGAGGUUCUGAGAGCAUCCAAAUCAGCGCUCCCUGCCAGUUGCGCACAGAUUGGGCGCCGUCCUAGAAACCCGAAGGACUAUAGAGUUUGUUCUGUGGACAGAAUAAACAUGGAGAAGGUCAUAUACGUUUUUAAAAUUCGCAAGGACAAAGGGAGCCUUCCACGGAUCUGUAUCUGCUGGGUUUCACAAAUUACACCGGACACUAUUUGAAUCGCCGAAGCUCGUCCCGGUGAAGGCAGCGGUAAAGCGUUUGUUCUAAGUGGAAUGAAAAGACUAAAGAACUAGGCUAAAGAUUUAUUCAGUGCAAGAAGAAUGCGAGCAUUGCUUGGGACAAUGGGUUGUUUCUAGCUGACACACCGUGUGCAGCGCAUAUCAGCGCCGUUACGCGCGUAUAGAUCCCCGGUCACCUGUUGAAGUUGCCCGAUGCGGGGUGGGCUAUUUAACGUUUUGCUUUCAAACGGGAGGUUCGACUUAAACAUCGCUUUAAAAUAUGAUUGGUCCGUUCUACCGGCUGUAUAUGAUGCACUGAUUCCCCGUUAUGUUGUAGGAUGAGCGCGGAUCUGGAGCGCGUUUCGAUCAACACGUCGGUGAACUCGGGCGGCCGUGCGCUUUCGGCAAACGUCCGGAGGCUCCACAACGCUCUUAACCUGCUGCUCAGCAACCUGGAGAGAGAGCAGUUCAUCCACUGUCUCAAUGUGUACCACGCCAAGCGCAACGUCUUCGACCUGGUCCAAACUCUCAAAGUGAUUCUCAACACCCCCGGCAAACGACAGCUGCUGCCCAUGCUUCGCCUGGUCAUUCCGAGGUCCGACCAGCUGCUGUUCGACCAGUACACGUCCGAGGGACUUUACCUGAAGACAGAGCUGCUCCCCAGCAACGGCAGUGCGGAGGUCUUUGGAGACGAGGGCGACUCAACGCUGCAGGAAUAUGUCAGUUCCAUCCAUGAGCACGGGGCUUCCAUGGCCCCGCCGUUUUUCGAGGGUCCUUUUGGAGAACUGCGCAAAGUCAACCUGACGCGCUCCAGGAGCCACGAGGGUCUAGGCUUCAGCAUCCGCGGGGGGUCGGAGCACGGCGUGGGGAUUUACGUGUCCCUAGUGGAGCCCGGCUCGUCGGGCGAGAGAGAAGGACUGAGGGUUGGGGACCAGAUAGUGACCGUGAAUGACAUAAUGUUUGACAAUGUCACUCACGUAGAAGCGGUGAAGGUACUAAAGGGAUGCAAACAACUAGCUAUGUCAGUGUGUUCCAUGGGUCGGAUCCCUGGAGGCUACAUUACCAACCACGUGUACAGUUGGGUGGACCCUCAGGGCCGGAGUGUCUCCCCACCACCCGACAACCAAGAGGCCAACCAGAAGCAAGGAUGUGGCAUGGAAGAGAGGACAGUAAUCCUGAAUAUGGACGAUGGUCGCUCUCUAGGCCUGAUGAUCAGAGGUGGUGCUGAAUAUGGACUAGGGAUCUACAUCACUGGAGUAGACCCUGGAUCUGCUGCAGAUGCUGGUGCACUAAAGGUGGGUGACCAGAUCCUGGAAUUGAACGGUCAGAGCUUUGUUACCAUCUCCCACGAUGAGGCAGUUCACAUGCUCAAAACAGGACGGCACCUGCGGAUGAAGGUGAGGGAUGUGGGUCGUCUGCCUCAUGCACGCACAGUGGUGGAUGAGACAAAAUGGAUCUGCAGUCAGGCCAUAGCUGAGACCAAUGCUACAGCUAACACAAGUUCUUUCACCGACCCCACUGUCAAUGCUGGCAUCCACGUUAGUGCCACUGCCAGUACCUGCAGUACAAGACCAUCUUCAGCCAAAGCUACACCUAUAUUAGGAAAGCCAGCAGCAUACAGAGGUGUAGGCCCACCAGGUGCUCAGGUGUCUCUGGAUCAGCAGGCCUAUAUGCUGCUGACGGAAACAGAGAGGCAGACCAUGGCCUACUACCUGCAGGAAUACCAAGAGGGACACAUAGGAGUGGAGCCACUGGCCAUGGCUCUGUUUGAGCUUUUUAACACACAUGCAAAGUUGUCCAUGUUGUCAGAGGUGAGGAGUCUAGUGGCUCCCCAGGACCUGGAGUUGUUCGACGGGCUGGUGUUGCACUGUGAAAGGGAGGCCCACCAGGCCUGGCAUGGAGGCCUGGGAGUGCUGCAUCCACAGGGUCAAGGCAACCACAUAGCCCCUGUGAUCCAUGAUGCAGGACACACCGUCCCUGCUACAACUGACGGCUCUGAUGGUGACUGGAUCCAAAAAGACCCGGAGGAAAACACUAAUGCCUUACAUAAAAUUGCACUGAACGGAAUGCAGGCUUCAGGUGAAUCUCCUUCAUUCUGCAGGCCUGUCUCUCUCAAAGCUCAAAUCAGGCCGUCCAGGGAGAAAGAGCUCAGUUGGAAGCCUUCAGCCCGGCGCACGCAGCCUGGAUCCAGCCUGCUCUUCACAGGACCCACUCGGCUGCUUCAGGAUUGCCUCCACAAGUCGCUUAAAUCCCUCCCCACUACCCACCACUCCCCAGCAGCCUCUGCCCACCACACCUGCGCUGGUGCCAGCCACCACACUUCUCUCAAUGCACUCCAUCACACCUGCCAGAGUUCAUUUCAACUCUCUGACUCUGAACACCACAACCCCAACUUUGCUCAUCACCUUCACCACCAUACCUGCCCAGGCUUCCUGCACCGCCAGGACUCCUCCAGCUCUGCUAAGCUAGACACAUCUGUCAAGCUCGCUAGCAGAUCGAGCUCCUAUGAGAAGUCCUCAUACUUGUCAAAGUCUGUGCCCUCGUCCAAAGCAACAUCUCCCAUGCCAUCCCCUCAUCCAUCACCCUUUUCCUCGCCAUGUCCCUCUCCCUGCCCCUCUCUCAUCACAACUGCUGCUCCACCAUAUAGUCCUGUUCGGCCCUGCUCACCUGCCUUCCCCCAGAAAGUCAUCGUAACAGACAUGAAUCGGCUGUCUGCAGACUCCAGACCACAGCAAAGAGGGGCCACCCUGUCCCAGCUUUCAGACAGUGGCCAGACUCUGAGUGAGGACAGCGGGGUGGACAUAGCUGAAGCAGGAGGUCUCAGUAAAGACGGCAGCCCUCGACCCAGCAAGAACCAGCAGGGCCAAUUGGAACAGCCAGGGGUCCAUGCUCCUCCUCCGGGGACCAGACAAAAUAGUUCACCGGCCCCAGUGCCCACUCCUAACGUGGUACGAGUGGUGAAAAAUGCCAACACCCUUGGUAUUGCUAUAGAGGGAGGAGCCAACACACGACAACCUUUGCCACGCAUAGUCACCAUUCAG